This is a messenger RNA of Hyaena hyaena (striped hyena), 1150 nucleotides long. It is a transcript of the gene PEX11G, whose product is annotated as peroxisomal biogenesis factor 11 gamma. The record is from RefSeq and is a predicted model, not a curated record. The transcript is spliced from 5 exons. Bases 11 to 736 code for a protein of 241 amino acids. NCBI's taxonomy places the organism in Eukaryota, Metazoa, Chordata, Mammalia, Carnivora, Hyaenidae. Gene Ontology annotation, cellular component: peroxisomal membrane. Gene Ontology annotation, biological process: peroxisome fission.
CGGAGUUGCCAUGGCGGCGCUGAGCGGCGUGGCGUCGGCGCUGGAGUCUUACAGGGGCCGCGACCGCCUGAUCCGAACGCUGGGGUACAGCUGCCAGCUGGUCGGUGGGGUACUGGUGGAACAGGGUCCAGCCAGGUCAGAAGUGGGGACGCGCCUGCUGACACUGUCAUCCCAGCUCAGCCACUGUAGGACUGUCCUGCGACUCUUUGACGAUGUGGCCAUGUUUAUCUACACGAAGCAGUAUGGCCUGGGGGCAGAGGGGGAGGACAUCUUUGUCCGCUGUGUGUCCGUCCUGGGCAACCUGGCCGACCAGCUCUACUACCCCUGUGAGCACAUCGCCUGGGCUGCCGAUGCCAAGAUCCUCAGCGUGGACUCUGCCCGGUGGUGGACGCUGAGCACAGCCUUCUGGGGCCUCUCCCUGCUCCUGGGCAUCGCCAGGUCCUUGUGGAUGGUCCUGAAACUGAGGCAGAGGCUGAGGAGCCCCACGGUGGCCUUCACCAGCCGGCUGCCCCGGAGCAAGAGGAAGGCCAUGGAGGCCCGGGUCCAGUCGGAGGUGCUGACCCUCCUGAGCAACCUGGCCGACCUGGCCAACGCCGUGCACUGGCUGCCUCCGGGGGUCCUGUGGGCCGGCCGCCUCCCCCCGUGGCUGGUGGGCCUCCUGGGCACCAUAUCCUCCCUCCUCAGCGUGUACCAGGCUGUCUGGGCUGGUGACCGGGCCGAGGCCACCGCCCCCUGACGUGGCCUGGGAGCUGUGGAUGCAACUGCAACCCUACUGGGGGGCCCCUUCCCAAAAGGCAGGAAUUAGUCAGGCGGGGCCUGGGUCUUUAAUUGAGUGAAUCAACGCCAGGUGUAGGGAGGUAUGACCGACAACGCUCCGAGCAGCCUUGGGGACAAGGCCAGGGGCGGGCAGGAUGCAGGCAGAAGUGAGGCCCCCCCGCGUGCUGGGGGCCAGGGCCUUCCCAGCGCUGUGGGGGAGGCUUCCCUCAGGUCCGGAGCGGGGGGUCGCCAGGCCUUGCGUGCAGAGGAAACUCAGCAGACCCUCGCGCAGCCUGUGCCCCACAUUCAAAGGGGAGUGGGAGAGCCCGGACGGCAGGUGCCAGGCAGGCCUCCGGGAAGCUGAACUGACGGUCGAUUAAAUGCCAUGCGGGUG